This is a messenger RNA of Xenia sp. Carnegie-2017, 762 nucleotides long. RefSeq names its product receptor-type tyrosine-protein phosphatase F-like. Bases 52 to 762 code for a protein of 236 amino acids. The record is from RefSeq and is a predicted model, not a curated record. NCBI's taxonomy places the organism in Eukaryota, Metazoa, Cnidaria, Anthozoa, Malacalcyonacea, Xeniidae. Gene Ontology annotation, biological process: cytokine-mediated signaling pathway. Gene Ontology annotation, molecular function: cytokine binding; cytokine receptor activity. The transcript is spliced from 5 exons. Gene Ontology annotation, cellular component: signaling receptor complex; external side of plasma membrane.
AAUAUCUCGAAUCCUCUUACAAGAUAUCUAUUGAUUUUGCUGAAGGAUACUAUGAUUGUUUUCAAUAAAACUUUGGAGGUAACUGACAAAAAACCUUACAACAUUACGAAUCUUGUUCCUUACGCAACGUAUAAAAUUAAUGUAACCGCUGGCAAUUCUGAAGGCUUUGGUAGAUCAACUACAGCUACUUUUAGAACUGCUGAAGAUGUUCCCGAAGGUCCACCUUUAAAUGUUCAAAUUGUCGCCUUAAGCAGUUCAUCGUUAUCAGUUACGUGGGAGCCACCAGAUAAGAACAAAACAAAUGGAAAGAUAGUCAGUUACACUGUUUGUAUUACACAUUUGGAGAAUGAAAACUGUUCAAUGAAGUAUAUGAUCGAGGAACAGCGUUUGGACAUAAAUAAUGUGAAACAAGGGACAAAAUAUUAUGUUCGAGUUUUAGCUUCUACAAUAGUGGGAUCUGGAAUUUACAGCAAUGUUAUAUGGGUAUUUACAAAUGGAUUGGCACCUGAACUGUCCACCAAGCAGAUUGGAAAUACGUUGACUUAUUUGUUCCAAAAUCCAAAUUUGGAAUAUCGAUAUUUCUAUGUAGUCGCGAUGAAAAAUGGCACAGAAGAGAGUCGAUUGCCUUCUAACUUUAAAAACACAGACUUAGGGACUUAUUCUGAGGCAAUAUCUUCCGCACAACCAAUGCCCUAUAUUGCUGCUGUAGUCUCUCGCAGAGACUUUAAGCCGGAUUUUACACUUGGUGAUGCUUGGCACUAA